Myxocyprinus asiaticus (Chinese sucker) is the source of this 1181-nucleotide messenger RNA. RefSeq names its product gap junction epsilon-1 protein-like. The record is from RefSeq and is a predicted model, not a curated record. The transcript is spliced from 3 exons. NCBI's taxonomy places the organism in Eukaryota, Metazoa, Chordata, Actinopteri, Cypriniformes, Catostomidae. Gene Ontology annotation, biological process: cell communication. The coding region runs from base 99 to 716 and encodes 205 amino acids. Gene Ontology annotation, cellular component: connexin complex.
UGUAAAAACCACAUGGAUAAAUGUUGACAACAGCUUUUGACAAUCUUUGUUGAGAGUUGGGACAAGCACUCAAGAGAGUCAUUAUAAAGUCUGAUUAAAUGAGGAGGACAAACAACUCUCCACUUGGACUCCGGCUGCUCCGGCCUCCAACUGUGAUUGGUCAGUUCCAUACCCUGUUUUUUGGCUCUGUGCGCAUGUUCUUCCUGGGUGUUCUGGGGUUUGCAGUUUAUGGGAAUGAGGCCCUUCACUUUAGCUGUGAUCCUGACAGACGAGAGCUCAACCUCUUCUGUUAUAAUCAGUUUAGACCUGUGACGCCCCAGGUGUUUUGGGCUCUUCAGCUAGUGACUGUGCUCGUUCCAGGAGCUGUGUUCCAUCUUUAUGCAGCCUAUAAAAACAUUGACCAAGAGGAUAUUCUGGAACAACCAACAUACACUGUGUUCUACAUCAUUUCUGUCCUCUUGCGAAUCGUCCUGGAGGUGGCAGCAUUCUGGCUUCAGAGUCGUCUCUUUGGAUUCCUGGUUCAUUCGUUGUACUUCUGUGAUGCCAGUUCACUGGAGAAAGCAUUCAACUUGACCAAGUGUAUGGUGCCCGAGCACUUCGAAAAGACCAUCUUCCUCAGUGCAAUGUAUAUUUUCACCAUUAUCACCCUGAUUUUGUGUAUGGCUGAGAUUUUUGAAAUACUCUGCAGAAGGCUGGGCUAUCUAGCAAACCAAUGACAACCAUGAACCAUGAAUAAUUUCGUAAUUUCCAUCCAUUCAGGUUUUGUCGCAUUAUUCUGUGCCUCAGGCAGAAUGAUAUGCUGUGAAAUGCAGAAAUAAGCCUUUGUAAAUAUUUUGGACAUUAAUAAGCUUUGAACUAUAUUCUUCUGUUCAUUUUAUCUUUUUCUGAUCACUGCAAUGCUGACUGUGAUCAUUGUCUUUUAAUGCUCUUGUCAUGAAACUUAGCCCUUCUUGUUUUAUGUAUUUUUGUAGAAGUGUGUUUAAUUACAAAUAUUAAACUAUUUAAACCUUAACUAGCCAAUCUCUCAUGACCUCACAUAAACAGUGGGGUCAAAAUGUCUGAGACCGCAUUGAAAAUCUGAGAUUAUUUUCAAUUAAAUGUAGAAAACAUAAUAAAAAGUUAUAGUAUGGACUAUUUAUAAUUAAAUUUAUAUUAAUUAGAAAGUAAUGCAAAAUAGAAGC